AUGGACUCUUUCAAUCCAGAAGACAUGGCUCCUAGCUUUUGCAUCGGACAGCAUGAAACCAACCGCAAGAACCCAAUCACGGCUGCAAUUGUACAGGCAGCUCAUGAAAGCAAUUAUGACAUGCUUACGGCACCAAUUACCACGGAGGCCUUCCAUUCUCGCAUCCUCACCCUGUUAGGCUCCAAACCAAACGCUCCUUUGACUCCGGCUGCCAAUGGGACAUUGAUGACGACCGACAAUAUGCGCCCCAUCGUUAUCCCUCCCUUAACUCCCGCGGAUAGCCACUUGACCCCGGAUGAGACGAUGUCGCAGAUAGUUGGAGUCACCAGCGGUUGGAUCGAUCUAUGCUCACCGGAUCCCCUAAUUGCAGACAUCUCGCGUCAGGUGUUCAUGCGGGAGGUCGCGUAUGCAGCUUUUUGUGGCCUUGGGUACCUCUUGAUUCCUGGCCCGAAACUGCACCACGGAGAGUUCCAUGCAGAAGGCGUGAGCUAUUAUGCGAGAGCUAUACAGGAUGCUAUCAACCUCGCUCCUUACAUACAGUUUCACAUUUGGAUGCCUAUGGUUGAUAACCCAGACUUGGAAGUAGAUGGAAUAGCUGAUCUGUCUCGCCUUGCCCGUCAGGAGUUCCUUGGAGAACCGCUCACAGGGCAGCCAUUGCGAGUGGAUCCUUUUGGCACUUGGGAUGCUUGGGACAUGAUACGAAGAACUUGUAAAUACCACUCCAGGCUUGUCGUAGCACUUUCAAUGCCUAAGCACCUCCCUCCCAUGUCCGUGCAGUCUCGCUGGUAUUCCGAGCCUGUUCACAUGCUCACCUUUGAUGCCAACACGUUCAUCAAGAACCAAAAGGGCUAUCCCGUACUGUCUAAGACACACCAGGCGCUCAUCGGUCGGUUCAUGCGCCUACGGACAUCCCCAUGGAUCCUUCUUUGCGAUGUUGGCCCAAUCCCCGGCGUAGAUGAGCAAGAAACUACAGGAACCAAACUCCCCGCUCUGUCCGGCUCUGAUUAUCCUAGUCUCACUCAGGCCGCGGUAUCCAACAAGAAGCAUUAUGACCCGACCCCUCAUCUUUCCUACCUCAGAAAUCUACAACAACGCCAGCCUUCUAGGAGCGCCAUGGAGAGAUUUGGAGUUGGAUACCAAGACUAUCUUCAGGCACCCUUGCAGCCGUUGACUGUCAACCUGGAAAGCAUUACUUAUGAGGUAUUCGAGAAAGAUCCUAUUAAAUACAAAUGGUAUGAGCGCGCGGUCGCCAAAGCUCUUACCGACUGGGCAAGUGAAGGGAAGCCAACUUCGAACCCCGACGGCCGAGUGGUUGUGGCCGUGGUUGGUGCGGGUCGAGGACCGCUCGUGUCGCGGGCGCUCCAAGCCAGUGUCGAGACUGGGGUCAAGAUUGACCUAUGGGCAGUUGAGAAGAACACCAAUGCUUUCGUCCUUCUCCAACGCCACAAUGAGCAGAAAUGGGGUGGACAAGUCAAGCUUGUGCAGUCGGACAUGCGAGCCUGGAAAGGCCCGCAGGUUGAGAAGCAGGGUGACUCAGGAGCACAAACAGGACCGGUAGGGCAAUCCCUUGGGAUCGAAGAUUCGUUACUUUACAAUGCCAACGAGGAGCAGGAAUCGGCACAGACGUCUGAAUCAGCAGCCGCGCCCCCCAUCACCGAGCUUGUUCCCACUACGAUCGACAUUCUGAUCUCAGAGCUGCUGGGCUCGUUCGGCGACAACGAGCUUUCGCCAGAAUGCCUUGACGGCGUCACGCACUUACUCAAUCCUGUUCACGGUAUCUCCAUUCCGGCUUCCUACACGGCUCACCUUACGCCCAUCGCUGCGCCGAAGCUCCAUGCCGAUGUCAUGAAUCAAUCCGUCUCUAACCCAGCAGCGCCGGAGACGCCGUAUGUGGUCAUGUUACACGCGAUCGACUUCCUCUCCACGAAUCAACCCUCUGCAGCUACACUAAUGAACUCCAGCCAUGGGGGCGCUAAAUAUAGUGCCCGAGACUCAAUCUCCACGCUACCGGGUUCUGGAGAAGCGCCCAUCCCAUUCGUGCAGACGACCUGGUCGUUUGAGCAUCCCAACCGGCAUAUCCCCCCUCAGUUGCCGACCACGUCAACGAUCUCCAAUUCGCAUAACGUGCGCCGGACUCGUCUGUCAUUCCCAGUCUACAACCGCGGAGUGUGCCAUGGCCUGGCGGGGUACUUUGAGACGGUGUUAUACCGCGACAUCGAGCUGUCCACCAACCCUGUCACAAUGGACACCAAGAGUGCCGACAUGAUCAGUUGGUUCCCGAUCUACUUCCCAUUGAAGACCCCUCUGAAUGUGCCCGACAAUGGCGAAGUGGUGGUGACCAUGUACCGGCAGACCGACGACCGCAAGGUAUGGUAUGAGUGGAUGGUGGAAGUAUUCGCCGUGGAAGGCAACGAAGAGGAGGUGGUGAUGAGUGGGGGCAAAGGCACAUCUCCAGCGGCUGGCAAUCUGCAGCGACAGCCCCAGCGAUCACGUGGCGGGCGACGUGUCCGGGUUGGGACGAGCGAGCUGCACUCCAGCAUCAAGGAGGGUUGCCUCAUGUGA
Aspergillus eucalypticola CBS 122712 is the source of this 2562-nucleotide messenger RNA. RefSeq names its product protein arginine N-methyltransferase. The record is from RefSeq and is a predicted model, not a curated record. The transcript is spliced from 4 exons. Lineage: Eukaryota; Fungi; Ascomycota; Eurotiomycetes; Eurotiales; Aspergillaceae. Gene Ontology annotation, cellular component: cytosol; nucleus. Bases 1 to 2562 code for a protein of 853 amino acids. Gene Ontology annotation, biological process: regulation of DNA-templated transcription; peptidyl-arginine N-methylation.